Messenger RNA from Pyricularia grisea, 2829 nucleotides. RefSeq lists its product as uncharacterized. The transcript is spliced from 4 exons. Gene Ontology annotation, cellular component: cytosol; cell wall; membrane. Bases 1 to 2829 code for a protein of 942 amino acids. Gene Ontology annotation, molecular function: serine-type endopeptidase activity; tripeptidyl-peptidase activity. The record is from RefSeq and is a predicted model, not a curated record. NCBI's taxonomy places the organism in Eukaryota, Fungi, Ascomycota, Sordariomycetes, Magnaporthales, Pyriculariaceae. Gene Ontology annotation, biological process: proteolysis.
AUGUCUUGCUUUUCCCUCAGGGAGUUUUGUGUUCCAAUCGCUCAGCACAAUCCCCGCAUUGUCGAGGUCCAUAAGGGUUUUUGUCUCCCUUUCAAAGCUUGGGUAGAGGCUACUCGAGCCCCUCAUCGCAGUCAUGCGAUAAUACUGUCGCUUUUUGCGGCAACUUGCCUGGCAUCACCGGCAAGCAAGCCCAUCGAAGAGAAGGCGCCUAUCAUCCCAGGGUUUUACAUUGUCGAAUAUGAGGAUGGGCAUAUGGACACGGCCACAUUUCGCAACCAGAUUGCAUCUGACGCGCACGUCAAGAUGGAUCUCAACUUUGAGCUAUUCAAGGGCGCCUCGAUUCAGUUCCACGACAAUGAACACGUGGAGGAGACGGCUGCAAAGGUAGCCGAGAUGCCGGCGGUCAGGCGCAUGUGGCCGCAACGCCGGUACAGGAUUCCGGAUUAUGAAGUCAGCUGGGCCGGCAACAUGCCUGAUGAUCAGGCAAAAGCUCUGAUGAGGCGACAGAGCGAUGGCAACGACACCUUUACGCCGCAUCUCAUGACCCAAGUGAACAAGUUGAGGAACAAGGGAAUUGUGGGCAAAGGCAUCAAAGUUGCCGUGAUUGAUAGUGGAGUCGACUACAAGCAUCCAGCACUCGGCGGCUGCUUUGGGCAUGACUGUCUAGUAUCCUUUGGAUACGACCUCGUCGGUGACGCCUACAACGGUAGCAACACGCCCAUCCCCGACAAUGAUCCUAUGGACUGCGGUGGACAUGGAACCCAUGUCAGCGGUAUCAUUGCCGCCCAGACCAACAACCCCUUUGGCAUAAUUGGCGCUGCCACCGGGGUAACCAUGGGCCAAUACCGUGUAUUCGGGUGUGAGGGUUCAGCCAGUGACGAUGUUCUUAUCCAGGCUUAUAACAUGGCCUACCAGGAUGGUGCGGACCUGAUCACUGCUUCCAUCGGCGGGUCAUCUGGCUGGCCAGAGGAAGCUUGGGCUGUUGCUGUCACGAGAAUUGUUGAAAAGGGCGUCCCGUGUGUGAUUUCUGCAGGCAAUGAUGGAGCCGCAGGAAUGUUCUUCUCCAGCACGGCAUCCGAUGCCAGGGGCGCCACCGCCAUCGCCUCAUUUGACAACUCCAUCACGCCUCAGCUUUUGAGUAACGCGACAUAUCGAGUAAGCGGCGGCCAGGAACUUGCCUUUUCCUACACAGUUGGAUCCCCUGCGAAGUGGGCCAAUGUUACAAAACAGCUUUGGGCUGUCAACUUCAACACCAACGACACCCAGAACGCCUGCGACCCGCUCCCGGACAACACUCCGGACCUCAGCAAUUAUAUUGUCCUCAUCCGUCGUGGUACCUGCGCCUUCACCCAGAAAGCCACCAACGUCCGUGCCAAGGGUGCCAAGUAUCUUAUCUACUACAACAACGUCCCAGGAACGGUGUCCAUUAGCGUCACCGCAGUGGAUGGUAUUCUCGCCGCUGCCACCGUUGACGCAGAUACCGGCAAGUCAUGGAUUGCACAGUUGUCAGCCGGUCGCAAUGUGACAAUAGCCAUGACGGAUCCGCUUACCGCUCCCAAGGUCUUGCUCAGCGCACCCAACUCAGCCACCGGGGGCUCUCCCAGUACCUACACCAGCUGGGGCCCAACAUUUGAGGGUCAGGUGAAGCCUCAAGUUGCCGCUCCUGGCGGAAAUAUCUUGUCAACGUAUCCUCUCGCCAAGGGUGGCUACGCCGUCUUGUCGGGAACUUCCAUGGCCUGCCCACUGACGGCCGGCGUCUACGCGCUAAUCAUGAGCGUUCGUGGUAUCAAGGACCCCAAGACCCUUGAAAACCUUGUCGCGUCGACCGCCAAGCCGACACUGUUCAACAGUGGCUCUGGAUCAGCUAGCUAUCUGGCCCCCGUUCCGCAACAGGGUGCCGGUCUGAUCCAGGCCUACGAUGCCGCCUACACCACGACCUUGUUGAGCGUCAGCAGCCUUGCAUUCAACGACACGGAUCACUUCGUGCCCGUGCAGAACUUCACCAUCAGCAACAACGGCUCAAGCUCCGUCACCUACACCCUCUCGCAGCGUGGGGCAGCCACAGCCUAUACCUUCUCGACCAACGCUUCCGACAUCACUCCCGAGGCCUUCCCCAACGAGCUGGUGACCAACUAUGCGAGUCUCAAGUUCAGCGAGGAGAAACUAGAGAUCGGCCCAGGUGGCAAGGUGCAAAUUGCCGUGACUGUAACCCCUCCCUCCGACCUGGAAGCCAGACGCCUCCCCGUUUAUUCUGGUUAUGUGACCAUCAAUGGCACCGAUGGCUCCUCCUUCUCGCUGCCGUACAUGGGAAUUGCGGGUAGCAUCCACGCCCAACGUACACUCGACCCGAAGGACACUUUCCUGUCGAGCAACCAGAUCCCGCGCAACUUCACUGAGGACGACCCGCCGCGCGUCCCGGCCGGACACCAGUUUGACCUACCGCCACCAGGCCAGGCAAACAACACCCAGUACGUCCUCGUGUCGGAGAUGCCUCGCCUGAGCAUCAACCUGGCCUGGGGCACGCCGCUGCUGCGCGCCGAUGUGGUCGCCAUCCGUGGAAACACGACCGAGACCGAGCAGCCAGCUGAAGAGACUGAGGUGCUGGGGCUCAAGACGGUGGGGAGCCUACAAUACUUCCCUCAGCAAUACCAGCCGCGAACGAGGACUUUUGUCAGAUGGGAUGGUAUCCUGGAGUCAGGAAAGUACGCGCCCAGUGGACAAUACAAGAUUGUAUUCAGAGCAUUGAGGGUGUUUGGCGAUAGUGAGAAGACGGAGGAGUACGAUGUUGUCGAGACGGUGCCGUUCAAAAUACGGUAUAUUAACAAAUAA